AUCGUCACGGUCACACUGGAACAGCUAUUUUUGCCGCCAAUUCCAGCACGAAAAUUUGCAGCAUAAACAAAUUCCGAAUUUAGCAACUUAAACCUGCGCACAUGUCCGAUUCACCCUCUGGUCCCCGCGUCAAGCGGCAGCGAAUCGACAAAAAUGGUCGCUUUGCUGCCUUGGAGAAACUGCGUCAAUUGAAGGGAACCAAAAACAAAUGUGAUGUGGCGGAGGAAGUGGACAAUGUGUACGAGGUUGUGGAUGAGCGGGAGUACACCAAGAGGGCGCAGGAGAAGUACGGCGAUGACUGGAUCGAAGAGGAUGGCACUGGCUAUGCGGAAGAUGGUCGCGACUUUUUCGAAGAUGAAGACGAUUACUCCGAUGAGGGUGACGACAAGAGGGACACCAAGAACAAGAAGAAGAAUGUGGCCAACAGCAAGAAGCGGCCGCGGGAGAGUGAAAAGCCAGUGAAGGGCAAGGCGUCCAUCAAGAAUCUCUUCAGCAAUGCUGUGCCCAAGAAGACGGACGUGAAGAGCAGCGUCAAAGAUGAUGACAUCCUAGCCGAUAUUCUCGGGGAAAUGAAGGACGAACCAGGCGUGGCACCCAAAAAGGUGGAGAAGGUGAUUGCCCCGGCCAAAAUCGUGUCGGCGACACGCAAAUCGGAGGCGGCCGCGGCCAAGGAAUACAUGAACAGCUUCCUCAACAACAUCAAGAUCCAGGAGCAGGAGCGAAAGAAGGCCGAGGCCAGCAGCGAUCAUGAAAUGUUGGAGCGCAUCCUCAAGCCCAAAGCGGCAGCCAACAAGAAGGUAGUCGCGAAUGCGGCACAGCCCUCUGCUCUGCCAAUCAAGAAUGAGCCACCGUCUGCCAAGAAGAGGGCGGCUACGCAGCCCGCAGAAGCCACAGAGGAUCCGUUUCCCGACAACGACAUGGAUUUCAGUUGCCUGGACGACGACGAGAAUCAGUUUGAGGUGGUGAAGCCCAAAGAGGAGACUGCCGCACGCGUCCCAGCCAAGCCAGAGCCCGCCACCAGCCCGCCGCCAGUGGAGCCCGAGGAUAUGAGCAAGCUGCUGAGCAACUGGGAGUCCAUCUGCCAAAUGGACGAUGACUUUGAAAAGUCCGCGUUAACCGCGGAGCAGGAGACGUCCAUUACGUCCAAUAAAAUGCUGCGUUUCUGGUACUGGGAGGCCUAUGAGGAUCCACAGAAGCUGCCCGGCGAGGUCUUUCUGUUUGGUCGCAUGGCGGAUGGCAAGUCCAUCUCGGUGCGCGUGCAAAACAUCAAUCGAGUGCUGUAUCUGCUGCCCAGGCAAUAUCUGCUGGAUCCCAUCACCAAAGAGCCGACAAAGCAAAAGGUAACCGUGGCGGACAUCUACAAGGAGUUUGACAGCAAAGUGGCCAGCGAUCUGAAGCUCGAGACCUUCCGUUCGCGCAAGGUGAGCAAGAACUUUGCCAACCACGUCAUUGGCAUCGAUGUGCCGCAGACAUGCGACUACCUGGAGGUGCACUACGAUGGCAGGAAGCAGGCACCGAAUGUGGCCCACAAGAAAUACGAUUCAAUAGCGCACAUAUUCGGUGCUGGCACAAAUGCCCUGGAGCGAUUCCUGCUGGAGCGCAAGAUCAAGGGCCCCUGCUGGCUGCAGAUCAGCAACUUCAAGGUGCCGUCACCGCUGAUGAGUUGGUGCAAAACGGAGGUGACUGUGUCGGAGCCAAAGAACGUGGAACUGGUGCAGGAUAAGGGCAGCAAGCCAGCUGCCCCGCCAGCUCUAACGCUGCUCGCCCUGAACGUGCGCACUUCGAUGAACCCGAAGACAAUGAAGAACGAGAUCUGCAUGAUCUCCAUGCUGACGCACAAUCGCUUCCAUAUCGAUAGGCCGGCGCCACAGCCCGCCUUCAAUCGGCACAUGUGCGCCCUAACGCGGCCGGCGGUGAUUAAUUGGCCCUUCGAUCUGAACAUCGAGGUGGCCAAGUACAAGUCCACAAAGAUCUACAAACACGAUUCGGAGCGGUCGCUGCUCAGCUGGUUCCUGGCCCAGUAUCAGCAGAUCGAUGCCGAUCUGGUGGUGACCUUCGAUGCCAUGGACUGCCAGCUGAACGUAAUCACCGAUCAGAUUGUGGCCCUCAAGAUACCGCAGUGGUCGCGCAUGGGCCGCUUGCGGCUCAAGGAUUCAUUUGGCAAGCGUCUGCUGGACCACUUUGUGGGGCGCAUGGUCUGCGAUGUGAAGCGUUCGGCGGAGGAGUGCAUCCGGGCGAGAUCCUACGAUUUGCAGUCGCUCUGCCUGCAGGUGCUCAAGCUGCAGGAGUCGGAGCGCAUGGAGGUGAAUGCCGAUGAUCUGCUGGGCAUGUACGAAAAGGGAGAGAGCAUCACGAAGCUCAUCUCGCUGACCAUGCAGGACACCAGCUACAUGCUGCGCCUCAUGUGUGAGCUGAAUAUCAUGCCGCUGGCCCUGCAGAUCACCAAUAUCUGCGGCAACACCAUGACACGCACCCUGCAGGGCGGUCGCUCCGAGCGCAAUGAGUUUCUGCUGCUGCACGCCUUCCACGAGAAGAACUACAUUGUGCCCGACAAGAAGCCGCAGCGUGGACGCGCCGCCGAUUCCGAUGCCACCUUUGGCGCGGAUGCCACGACGCUGCCAGCACGCAAGAAGGCCGCCUAUGCCGGCGGUCUGGUGCUGGAGCCCAUGCGUGGCCUCUACGAGAAGUUCAUCCUGUUGAUGGACUUCAAUUCGCUGUAUCCCAGCAUCAUUCAGGAGUACAACAUCUGCUUCACCACCGUCCAGCAGCCGGUGGACGCCGAUGAGCUGCCCACGCUGCCCGACACAAAGACGGAGCCGGGCAUCCUGCCGCUGCAGCUGAAACGUUUGGUCGAGUCACGUCGCGAGGUCAAGAAACUGAUGGCUGCCCCGGAUCUAUCGCCGGAGCUGCAGAUGCAGUACCACAUCAGGCAGAUGGCCCUCAAGCUGACGGCCAAUUCGAUGUACGGAUGCCUGGGCUUUGCCCAUUCGCGUUUCUUUGCCCAGCAUCUGGCCGCUCUGGUCACGCACAAGGGCAGGGAGAUACUCACCAACACCCAGCAGAUGGUGCAGAAGCUCAACUAUGAUGUGGUCUAUGGCGACACGGACUCGCUGAUGAUCAACACGAACAUCACGGACUACGAUCAGGUGUACAAGAUCGGGCACAGCAUCAAGCAGAGUGUGAACAAGAUGUAUAAGCAGCUGGAGCUGGACAUUGACGGGGUAUUCUCGUGCCUGCUGCUGCUCAAAAAGAAGAAGUACGCCGCCGUCAAGGUGAGCAAGACCUCGAAGGGUGUCCUGAAGCGCGAACAGGAGCACAAGGGUCUGGAUAUUGUGCGUCGUGAUUGGUCCCAGCUGGCCGUCAUGGUGGGCAAGGCCGUGCUCGACGAGGUUCUGGCCGAGAAGCAGCUGGAGGAGAAGCUGGAUGCGGUUCAUGCCCAGCUGGAGCGUAUCAAGGAUCAGAUAGCCCAGUCGGCUGUCCCCCUGCCGCUGUUCGUGAUCACCAAACAGCUGACGCGUGCUCCCCAGGACUACGUGAACAGCGGCUCCCUGCCCCACGUUCAGGUGGCGCUGCGCAUGAACCGCGAACGGAAUCGCCGCUACAAGAAGGGCGACAUGGUCGACUAUGUGAUCUGUGUGGAUGGCAGCACAAAUGCCGCCAUGCAGCGCGCCUAUCAUAUGGAUGAGCUCAAGGGCAGCGAGACGCUCAAGCUGGACACCAGCUACUAUUUGGGCCAUCAAAUACAUCCGGUGGUCACGCGCAUGGUGGAGGUGCUGGAGGGCACCGAUGCCAGCCGGAUUGCCGAAUGCCUGGGCAUGGAUCCCACCAAGUUCCGACAGAAUGCACAGCGCGCCCAGCGGGAGAUCAACGAGCAGACCGAGGGCGAGUCCCUGCUGAAGACCACCCUCCAGCUGUAUCGGCUGUGCGAGCCCUUCCGCUUCAACUGUGUGACCUGCAAAACCGAACAACUGAUGGCCAGCGCCUACCGGCCGGGCGUCAGCCAUUCGCAUGAGCCCGUACUCCAACAGUGCGCGAAUUCCGAGUGCCAGACCGCACCAUUGCAGUACCUCGUGAGCAUACGGAACCAGCUGCAGCUGGCCAUGCGGCGAUAUGUGCAAAGAUUCUACAAGAAUUGGCUGGUCUGCGACCAUCCAGACUGCAACUACAACACGCGGACGCUGACGCUCAAGAAGAACAUCCGGCGACCGCUGUGCUACAAGUGCAAGAGCGGCAGCCUGUUGCGCCAGUACACGGAGCGGGAUCUGUACAAUCAGCUUGGCUAUCUGCGCUUCAUCUUCGACCUCAAUAAGCAGCAGCUCCAGCAAAAACCCACCAUGACGCCGGAGCUAGAGCAGGGCUACCAAAUGCUCUACGAGACUGUGGAUCAGCACUUGCAGAGCUCCUCCUAUGUGGUCAUCUCGCUGCGUAAGCUCUUUGGCCGCACCCUGACACUGAUGGCACUGCAACCGGCGAGGCCGCGACCCCACAACGAACUGAUCGCCAGCACUUUGGCAGAUGUUUAAACAUUUAAUUAACUAGUUAACUAGCCUUGCUCUAUGGAUUUCCAUUAAAUAUUACACGUAUGUAUAAAACUAUGCAGAUCAGGUGGCGCUGAGGAAACUCUCGAGGGGAAAGUAGCGAAAGGAUUCGUUGAAGAUGUCCGUGAAGGCGGUGCUCACCAGCUCAUUGAUCAUGGGCUUGACAAAGGGCAGCCCUAGAUGCCACAUGCUAUUGAUGACGCCAUCGGCCAGCGAGUUGAGCGUCUGACCAAGCAGAUUCCCUAUGUGCAGUUCCAUGCCGCCAAUGCGAUCGACCUCCACAUGCACUUUGAGCAGAGAUCCUGGCCCG
Molecule: messenger RNA, 4848 nt
Organism: Drosophila obscura
Lineage: Eukaryota; Metazoa; Arthropoda; Insecta; Diptera; Drosophilidae
Gene: DNApol-alpha180
Product: DNA polymerase alpha catalytic subunit
Exons: 6
Coding region: 102-4523 (1473 amino acids)
Biological process (GO): lagging strand elongation; DNA replication; mitotic DNA replication initiation
Cellular component (GO): alpha DNA polymerase:primase complex
Molecular function (GO): pyrimidine nucleotide binding; purine nucleotide binding; chromatin binding
Source: RefSeq, a predicted model, not a curated record